Messenger RNA from Agelaius phoeniceus (red-winged blackbird), 2866 nucleotides. Lineage: Eukaryota; Metazoa; Chordata; Aves; Passeriformes; Icteridae. The record is from RefSeq and is a predicted model, not a curated record.
AUAGUGCAUUGUUCUCAGUGUUUGACAGGCCAUCAAAAUGGCAUUUUAGUGUUUUAUAAACUCCCUUUUUCAUAAAUGGCUCUUGUCUGUUCAGUUUCUUACCAGGCUGCGUGUCUUGCAGCCCUAGGAAGGAGGAGAUAGAGCUUAAGAAUAAACUGCUUUCAGUAGCUGUCCUGUGCUACAUAAGUCCUGGCAAAACAUGUGAAUAGGAUGUUGUAGACCUCUUCACUGACUAGCUGAGUGUCCUUAGGUAAUGCCUUGUUGUUGCUGACUUAACCACUUCCCAGCUGAAUCUCAACCCAGGUACAAUAUUUGCUCUUGCAGAGGGAUUAAUUAUUGAAAUCCUGGAUGGACGCAACUAGAGACGAGCUUUCCAAUCCCCUACAAAUUGUCUUCCUUGCUUGUGAAGAGGGCAGUAAUUCCCUCUGGUAGGUGCAAAGAAGCAUAGGACACAGCUGCCUUGGAAAAUUCAUCUUUCUUCAAUAAUUUAGAAAUUCCCAUCACUGUCAGUGGAAGCUCCUGUGCCACUUUGAGCACAGCAAGGCAUCUGGCACAGGAUAUUUUGGGACAGAAAAGCUUCAUUCACCCACAGUCACAUCCCUGUCUUUGACCAUGAGCCGCCCUGAGUCUCAAAAGACUGGGACUGGUGGGAAGAAUGCUGAUUCUCCUCCAAAACAAGUUAUCUUCAGAAAAAGCACCCGUGACAAAGCUCUGACCAUCUACCUGGGAAAGCGGGACUACAUUGACAACAUAGGCAAUGUAGAACCCGUAGAUGGUGUUGUAUUGGUGGAUCCUGCAAUUGUCAAGGGGAAAAAAGUGUUUGUGUCGCUGACGUGCGUGUUCCGCUACGGCCAGGAGGACAUCGACGUGAUCGGCCUCGCCUUCCGCCGGGACCUGUUCUUCUCCAGGGUCCAGGUGUACCCACCUGCUGACAAGCCAGAGUCUCUCACCCUCUUGCAGGAAUCUCUGCUAAAGAAGCUGGGGAAAAAUGCUUAUCCCUUUUUCUUUACAUUUCCAGAUUACCUGCCUUGCUCAGUCUGUCUGCAGCCUGCACCUCGUGAUGUUGAUAAGACUUGUGGGGUGGACUUUGAGGUGAAAGCUUUCUCAACAGAAAAUGUGGAAGAGAGAAUUCAUAGGAGGAACUCUGCACGUCUGCUGAUCCGUAAGGUGCAGUAUGCUCCGGAGAACCCAGGACCCCAGCCUUGUGCAGAGACCACCUGGCAGUUCUUCAUGUCCAACAAGCCCCUGCACAUGAAAGCCUGCCUCAGUAAAGAGGUAUACUACCAUGGUGAGCCCAUUCCAGUCACUGUCACCAUCAACAACAACACAGACAAAACUGUGAAGAAGAUCAAAGUCCAGGUGGAGCAGGUGGCCAAUGUGGUGCUGUACUCCAGUGACUUCUACACCAAAGUGGUGGCUGCUGAGGAAGCACAUGAAAAGGUGCAGCCAAACAGUAGCCUGACCAAGACACUGACAGUUCUGCCCUUGCUUGCAAAUAACCGGGAGACACGGGAAAUAGCUCUGGAUGGAAAACUGAAGGAUGAGGACACCAACUUGGCUUCUAGUACCAUCAUUAAGGAUGGAAUAGACAAGACAGUGAUGGGGAUUCUGGUUUCCUACAAGAUCAAAGUGAAGCUCACUGUUCCAGGCAUACUGGGAGACCUCACUUCCAGUGAAGUGGGCACAGAGCUGCCAUUCCGUCUCAUGCACCCCAAACCCGAGGAAAAGAACCCAGCAGGGAAGGAUGGCGAAGCAGAGCUUGUAUUUGAGGAGUUUGCUCGUCAGAAGCUAAAAAAUACACCUGAUGAAGAGGACAAGAAUUCACCCUCAACUGAUGAGUGAUUAAAAGAACAGGCUGACAAAGGAGCUAUGUUGUCUGGCUUCAAUUACAAAUGUAGGACCUAAGUUUCUAGUAAUCUGCACAUUCUCAGUUCAUACAUGGUCUUCCAGGGAUCAGCCCUGAGGUCAGUAGACAUGACAUCAGGAGUCUGUAUUGCUUAUUACAAGAUUCACCUUGAAUUGGGCAAACACAACACUUGGUUCUUACUCAAGCUACCAGAGGAUGACAGGACAUCUGCCAUAUCAUGACUUCUGCUUUCAGGGCUGCCUAAUAAAAAGGUUGGUUGCUUUCAGCACUGGUGAGAGCUUAAAUGAGGGUUUAUGCAGCCUGCCUGGACUUACUCAGUGUCAGAGGCUGUGACUUUGAAGUGCCAGUGAACGAAAUCCUAGCCUGGAAGGCUGGCUUGCAGCCAUGGGUGAUUCAUCAAAGUUUCUCAGCAGACCGUGCAAAACUCAUUUUAUUUCCUUUUGGUUGCUUUUGCAUUGAUGCUUUACCAAAUUCAGCCAGUGAAUUUUUUCUGUGCUUGCACUGUCCCCAUGUGGCUUUUACAUUAACUUUCUGUACCAUUAAAUGUCUCACAAGUUGUCUCCCACAGCACAGGCAAUGCUGAUAAGCAGUAUUAGCUUUCUAGCAAUAUGCUUAAUAACCAUGUUAUUAAAGAUGAGAUAAAUGUGCACUGUCAAUGAAUUGCUUAAAGCUCCCUAUAUAGAAUGCCAAACAGAAGUACAAGUCCAGACAGAGUCUGUAUUUAAUCUAGUUUCCUGUAGGCAACUGCUUCAAAAGAAGGUGCAGGAAAAUUAAGGAGGAAAUUAUGGCGCAGCCUUCCCUGAGGAGCCUUUCCCAACAUCCAUCUGCCAGCAGUUGGUUUAUGCUCUAAGAAAUGAGAUUGCAUUCUGCAAACUUUGUUUUUUCUUGUUCAUCUGGAUAUUCUCAUUAUCCAUGUAAAUGUCAGAUAUUUUCCUGAAUCUCAUGUAGGUUUUUGUUGAAGUGAGUUGCAUCAGCUAAUUACAUUUUGCAUGUAAAACA